GCAGUUCAAACCAGAUAGAGAUUGAAAGUUCAGAAGCUUCUCACCACCGAGAAUGGCGACGGACGAGGCCUCACCGCUUCUCCGCCGCGGAGAAUCUCCUGGAAUCGCCGGAAUAAAGUUGCCGGCGGCGAGGGAGUUCGGCGAGGAGUCACGGAGGCUGUGGAAACUCGCCGGGCCGGCGAUCUUCACGGCAAUCUGCCAGUACUCGCUCGGAGCACUGACUCAGACCUUCGCCGGACACGUCGGAGAGCUCGAACUCGCCGCCGUCUCCGUCGAGAACUCCGUCAUCGCCGGCCUCGCCUUCGGCGUCAUGCUAGGGAUGGGGAGCGCACUGGAGACGCUAUGCGGACAAGCGUUCGGAGCGGGGCAGUUGCGGAUGUUAGGAGUAUACAUGCAGCGUUCUUGGGUCAUUCUCUUCGUCACGGCUUGUUGUCUACUUCCUAUCUACAUUUGGGCUCCUCCUAUCCUUUCUUUCUUCGGCGAGGCUCAUCAUAUCUCUCGAGCCGCUGGAAAAUUCGCGUUGUGGAUGAUACCACAACUUUUUGCGUACGCGAUGAAUUUCCCGAUACAGAAAUUCUUACAAGCUCAGAGGAAAGUGUUGGUGAUGACUUGGAUUUCCACGGGUGUACUCGUGAUACACGCGGUGGCUAGCUGGCUGCUUAUCCUCAAGUUUAAGUGGGGACUAGUCGGAGCUGCCAUUACUCUCAACACCUCGUGGUGGCUGAUCGUCAUUGGUCAGUUGUUGUAUAUUUUCAUCACGACUUCGGAUGGCGCGUGGAGCGGAUUCUCAUGGCUCGCAUUCCGGGAUCUAUACGGUUUCGUCAAGCUCUCCUUAGCUUCCGCCAUCAUGCUCUGCUUGGAGUUCUGGUACUUGAUGGUUUUGGUGGUCAUUACGGGUCUUUUGCCUAAUCCAUUGGUUCCCGUUGAUGCCAUAUCUAUAUGCAUGAACAUACAAGGUUGGACAACCAUGAUCUCCAUAGGGUUCAAUGCUGCUAUAAGUGUGAGGGUGUCGAACGAGUUAGGAGCGGGAAACGCCCGGCUAGCGAAAUUCUCGGUGGUAGUCGUCUCUAUAACGUCGAUCGCGAUCGGAUUCGUGUGUAUGUUUGUCGUCUUAGCCACGAGAUUUUACUUCCCUCGUCUAUUCACUUCAAGCGAAGCCGUGGCAGAAGAAACAACGAGACUCGCCGUCUUGUUGGCUUUCACCGUCCUCUUGAACAGCCUCCAGCCUGUCUUAUCGGGGGUCGCGGUGGGAGCAGGAUGGCAAUCUCUAGUGGCUUACAUCAACAUCGGGUGCUACUACAUUCUCGGUUUGCCUCUCGGUAUUGUGCUCGGAUUCCCUCUAGGCCUCGGCGUUGAGGGGAUUUGGUCAGGCAUGGUUGCGGGGAUUUGCUUGCAGACCCUGAUAUUGAUCGUCAUCAUCUGCAUGACUAACUGGAACAAAGAAGCCGAAGAAGCGGAAACUCGGGUUCGGAGGUGGGGAGGAACAGCCGUAGAAUAAUGUGAUAUGAGUCAUCUGAAUUUAUUUAAUAUAUCCAAAUAUAUAUUAGAACUAAAUUUCGAUUUCUAUGGAGAAAAUUAUAAAUUUGUUAGGUGACGAUUUGGUUAUUGUUUUUUUUUUAUAUAUUUUUCUGAACUUCAUUGCCGGUUUUGAGCAAUGGGUUAACCUUUUUUUUCCA
This is a messenger RNA of Tarenaya hassleriana, 1676 nucleotides long. RefSeq names its product protein DETOXIFICATION 33. The coding region runs from base 53 to 1498 and encodes 481 amino acids. The record is from RefSeq and is a predicted model, not a curated record. Lineage: Eukaryota; Viridiplantae; Streptophyta; Magnoliopsida; Brassicales; Cleomaceae. Gene Ontology annotation, cellular component: membrane. Gene Ontology annotation, molecular function: xenobiotic transmembrane transporter activity; antiporter activity. Gene Ontology annotation, biological process: xenobiotic detoxification by transmembrane export across the plasma membrane. The transcript is spliced from 9 exons.